AUGGUAUUGGAUGAUGGACGGUCUCCAAAGCCACGGAUCUGUGGGGAUUGCAAGCCCUGCUGCUGCCAGUCCAGCUGCUGCAAACCCUGCUGCUCUUCAGGCUGUGGGUCCUGCUGUCAGUCCAGCUGCUGCAAGCCCUGCUGCUGCCAGUCCAGCUGCUGCAAGCCCUGCUGCUGUCAGUCCAGCUGCUGCAAGCCCUGCUGCUCUUCAGGCUGCGGGUCCUGCUGUCAGUCCAGCUGCUGCAAGCCCUGCUGCUGCCAGUCCAGCUGCUGCAAGCCCUGCUGCUGUCAGUCCAGCUGCUGCAAGCCCUGCUGCUCUUCAGGCUGCGGGUCCUGCUGUCAGUCCAGCUGCUGCAAGCCCUGCUGCUGUCAAUCCAGCUGCUGCAAGCCCUGCUGCUCUUCAGGCUGUGGGUCCUGUUGUCAGUCCAGCUGUUGCAAGCCCUGCUGCUGCCAGUCCAGCUGUUGUAAGCCCUGCUGCUGUCAGUCCAGCUGCUGCAAGCCCUGCUGCUCUUCAGGCUGCGGGUCCUGUUGUCAGUCCAGCUGUUGCAAGCCCUGCUGCUGCCAACACCAGAACCAGGAGCUGCUGUGGCUGUUCUGGAGGCUGUGGCUCCAGCUGUGGGGGCUGUGGCUCCUGCUGCUGCAAGCCUGUGUGCUGCUGCAUGCCUGCCUGUCCCUGCUCCCGUUGUUGGGAGGUUGCAAGGGUGACUCUGGCUCCUGUGGGGACUGCUAG
Chionomys nivalis (European snow vole) is the source of this 729-nucleotide messenger RNA. RefSeq names its product keratin-associated protein 5-4-like. The record is from RefSeq and is a predicted model, not a curated record. The transcript is spliced from 3 exons. Bases 1 to 729 code for a protein of 242 amino acids. Lineage: Eukaryota; Metazoa; Chordata; Mammalia; Rodentia; Cricetidae.